AUGACAAUUCCACAGGGCACCACGGAGGCGCAGCUGAUCAGCUCGCUGGGGCCCGCGUUGCAGACGGGCUUGGCAGACUUUCUCGGCGUGGUACCCGCACUGAUCGAGAUAAUAGCAAUGCGGUUUAUCACAGAACGCAGGCGGUCACUGAUAGGUCGUGGUGGAGUAGAAGAAGCCAAUUCUGCUGUGCAGCUUGCUGGUGCAGACGGGGGACGAGGACAAAAAAAACAGCAAGGGGCAGCCGAGGUGGAGAAUGAGAAGGCAACCAGGUCUAACCAUCUUCGAAGCAGUGCCAGUAGUGCAGCUGUCGACAUUGAAACUAUAGAGCGCUGGGACCCGCGGGACGUAAGAACAUCAUCAACAUCUCCAGGUGGUCAUGCUGUUCCACAAGUAGAGCUAGUACACCAAAAGCUGCACGACCAUGCUAAUGGUCGGAAUCAACAGGUUUUACAGAGGAAAUUGUCAACAGCGCAAGGCGUAGAGGAAACUGAAGAAAAAGAACGACUUUUGGUUUUGUCAUCGUCAACACCAGCACCAGUGGCUUACACAAGCUCUGGCGCACUGGAGCCGCGUCAUUUGCAGCUUGCGGGAAACAAGAAAGUAAGCCAGGAGGAUGCAGAAACGACUCGCAGUCGUUUGCUGUCGCACAACGUGCCAAAACCGGUAGAAUUCGACUACAGGUUGAAGGGCUUCGCCACGCCCGAGGCCGCGUCCGCCAAGGCGCAGACCAUGACCCUGGAGACCGAUGCGGAGCUGAGCGCACUGCUCACGUCCGUGCAGACCGCCGUGGCCAACGAUCCGACGAUUACAGGGUUCACCAUCAGCGAGGCGCGGGCCAGCGCGACGAACACCGCGCCGUCGGUGGGCGUGAUCCUCUUGCCAACCACGACGACGACGAGCACGAAGGCGCCCGUGCCGGAGCCGGAGUGGGAGUUCCUCGGGCUACCGUGGUGGGGCGUGGUGCUGGUUGGCAGCGGCGCGGCUCUGAUUCUAGGCGUCACCAUAUGGGCCACCGUGGUAUUAGUACAGGAUGCGAAGGAGAAAAAGUACAGUUUUAUAUUUUGAUGCCGAUGCUUCAAUCUGUAUACUGUAUGUUGCCCCCGAAGUGACUUUGGGCCAGACAUGGAGCAUUUCCGAUAUUUCACAUAUUUCAUCUACAACAUUCGAGUCCAGUUUGUUGGUUCGUUCCCGCCCAACUUCUUUUUAGUUUUUAUGCGGAUCACCGGUCUCUCUCGCCGAGUUGCUGCGAAAGUACAACAUGUGCUUGAGGAAACGAAACUGCAUGUCAGAUGGUUGUACUACAAACAUCAAAUUCAAACUACAGCAAAAUUGCCUCCGAAUUGGAUCCCAGCUCCUCUGAACCGUCCAGCCCCCGCGAGGGCCAGAAGAAAAAGCGUGGUUUGCUCGGUGGCUUCGACGUCUUCAACCUGUUCAGCAGUGGGUCGGAGGAAGAGAAAGUUGUCGAGCAAGAGAUCGUGGAGAUAGUCUCGGAGCGGUCCUCCCCGGUCCCGAGCACGGAUAUCGAGUGGGACUCGCCGAAGGCCCGAGACAACCUGGAGAAGCUCCGCGCCUCCUCGCCGCACCACCGAACCAAGCCCGGCCACCCACUGCACCACCACUGGAACAGGAUCGCACCUAUGCAAAAAAAAUUCCAAUGUCAAUUUUGUCGAAUACAAAUACCAUAGAUACAGAUACACGAACGCGCACAGAAGCUGCAGGAGCGAUCACGCAUAGACAUAGCCGCAGCAGGCGUCAAAAAUAGACCAAAUCCAGGUACUGGAUGUUGUAGUGUCUGUGUACUGUUGAGGAGAAGCUGUAGAAGAGCCUUGCAGCCCUUUUCAUGCAUUCGGCCUGUCAACAUGAUUUGCAUGCGCACGGGAAAAGAACAAUUGACAUUGAUUUUCUGUGGAUAGCAACAGUCCCGGUUGCAGAAGAAGAUAUUGGGCCAUUUCCGCAGCAACCCCCCGCGCAGGGAGUUCCGCUGCAUCCAAAUCCGAGAGAGAUGAAACUCCUGAAGCAAAGCAACAGGCCGGGGCAAGGGAAAUUCAGGAUUUGACGUGGUUGGUACUAUGUGGUGACUCCUGCCUUCGGGCGGCUAAACCUGAUGUGCAACAGGUUGCUGUUCCUUCAUUUUACAACGCAGCAAAAAAAAAGCGAAUCCUUUAUUCGAUAGACGCUGAAGCAAAGGCGAAUAGCGAAAGCUGUACCAGACCCUCCAAGUUCGAAAUGGAACAAAUAUGAAUCGUUGCUUUGUUUUCAUUUAUUACCGCUAAAUACAAUUGUGCAUGAUUGAAGGUGAUCGUUGGUGGUUGCUUCUGCGCCACAUUGUCCAAUGCAGUGUCGCAUGUUGAGUUAUCUCAUGCGCAUGCUGUAGUGAAAGAUUUAGAUUGAUUAGACACGACCGGUGCUGCAAUCUGUGCUGCUUACUACUGAUUGAUUUAUUUUUCAUUUUCUAUACGCAAAGUUUGUGCUGUAUACACUUUAACUUUUACAAAUGCAAGCCAUGCAUUUUCGCUGGUCUACUGCAUAAUGAAUGCGAUAGAAAAUUUACCUUUUCACAAUCACACUUCCAUUUUGAUGACACGUAUUAAGAAUCACUUAACAUUUAUUUUAUUUAGUUCACAUGUGCUUCCGCUACUGCUUGAUGUCAGCUUUUUCAUCUCACUGUGCACAAAUUUGGUGAUAAUUUGCUCCACCUCUGUCGGUUAUUUUGUACAAUGAAAGAAAUCCACGUAUAAAAAUGAAUCACAAAAAAU
Messenger RNA from Amoebophrya sp. A120, 2756 nucleotides. Lineage: Eukaryota; Dinophyceae; Syndiniales; Amoebophryaceae. The record is from the annotation of a GenBank genome assembly.